GAUACUGCGUGAACACAUCACGUCAGAAUUUAGAGGGAUGCUGUUGCUCCUUCGACAUCAUGCUCGAGAUGCGUCCAGUCGCCGCUAGAGGCGUCGUCAUGGCCACCGCGACGCUUGUGCUACUACUCCUCUUACCCAUGACCGGAGCCACAGCCGAUAAGAUCCCGCUUGGCGCCAUAUUCGAACAAGGGACAGAUGAGGUCCAGUCAGCCUUCAAGUUUGCCAUGCUAAAUCACAACCAGAACGUCACAGCACGUCGGUUCGAGCUGCACUCGUAUGUGGACGUUAUCAACACUGCUGAUGCCUACAAGCUGUCACAUCUCAUAUGCAAGCAGUUCUCGAGAGGUGUAUUUUCCAUGCUCGGGGCCGUGAACCCCGACUCAUUCGACACUCUGCACUCCUACAGCAACACCUUCAAGAUGCCCUUCGUGACGCCCUGGUUCCCGGAGAAGGUGUUAACGCCAUCAUCGGGAUUCUUAGACUACGCCAUUAGCAUGAGGCCGGACUACCAUCAAGCUAUCAUUGACGUCGUGCGGUAUUACGGUUGGAGGAAGAUCAUAUAUCUUUACGAUUCUCAUGAUGGUCUGCUCAGAUUGCAACAGAUCUACCAGAGCUUGAGGCCGGGCAAGGAAUCCUUCCAGGUGGAGUCUGUGAAAAGGAUUCAGAACAUAUCAGAAGCUAUUGACUACCUACACAGCCUGGAGGAGCUCAGCAGAUGGAGCCAC
Molecule: messenger RNA, 725 nt
Organism: Cryptotermes secundus
Lineage: Eukaryota; Metazoa; Arthropoda; Insecta; Blattodea; Kalotermitidae
Product: glutamate receptor 1-like
Exons: 6
Source: RefSeq, a predicted model, not a curated record